AUGGAAGCGACCGGGGCUGCGUCUGCGAUACUUGGAAUCGCUACGACUGGGGCCCAAUGCUCCAUCAAGCUACUCACCUUUGCCGGCCAUGUCAAGUCCGCAGAGGAGGAAAUUACGCAUCUCGCCGAGGAUGUGUCCUUGAACGCGAGCAUAUUGCAGCAGCUUGGCGAUUUGGUCAAAGAUGGCGAGGGGAAUGAGCAAGCCAGGUUUGGCGGCAGUAACGACGGCCAUGAUGAGAGGGAGAGCCUAGUCGCGGAUAUCCACGAUGCCAGAUACGACGAGUCGAAGAAGGGGAUCUUCAACGCGGUCGGACUUGCGACUGUUAUGAAACUUGCCGAGCGAUGCAGGGCGAUUUUUGAUACACUCGAUGAAGCCAUACAGCGAGCGACUGCGCAGUCCGGUUCAACCUCCCGAACGCCGGGACAGGUCACACUUGGCCGGCUGGCGAUGUUAAGAUGGCCCUUGCUGAGGCCGGAGACGGAGGCUGUGCGAUGUCAGCUGAGAGAUAUCAUAGGGACGUUGAUGUUUAUGCUGCAACUUGGCAUGUUGCGUUGUUUGAGGAGAAUGGCAGAAGGCGGACCAAAUAAGCACGCCUGCAGUUUUUCUCGCUUAUCUAAAGCUGAUCAAGAGCUACUUGUUAUGUCCAUUAUCACGACGUACCAGAAGCAACAGGCAGCGAUACGCCCAUCAAGCGAGGACACGCGAGUGAACGACACACCCAGCUCUGUCAUAGAAUUGAAUGGUUUGCGGCCGGGAAGAGAGACCAGAGCCAAUAAUCAGCAUUCCGUGAAGAACAAGCCUAGUCGACUGUUUGGGUUCUGCAGGAGGCUUUUCCAUCCAACAUCAAACGAGAUGGCAGCGGAUCAAGCAAGUGACAAGAGCAAUUCUGGUCAAAACUCGGUAAGAGACACGCCGCUUGAAUCAAGUUAUUCAAGCGAAGGGUCGCAUGUCCGACCUCUCCAGGUGGAAGAGCAGAGCUUCGCGUCUCCACCGGAAGCCCAGUCAUGCGCCGAUUAUCAGGAUGGCACAAUCGCGUUUAUCAACGAGGCCAAAGCCAAUGUGCAGUAUUUAUCUUCGCCCGAAAAGGAACCCGUUCGGUCGGAGUUUCAACAACAAACAGAAAUACUCCCUCAGAAAGACUGCCUUGAAGUACGCGUCUUCUCUCCCGUCGCCUGCGUCAAAGAUCGCAAGAUCCAUAUAGAAUACAUCCAUCGAGUCAUCCAUAUUUCUCAGGAAGCAGCCCAAUGGCAGUUAGAGGCGUGGAGAUCCACUUCUACCGAUACCGUUCUCAGUCGCCUUCUCGCGCUAACCACGUGCGAACAUGAGGCACUAAAAUCACAACCAUUUGCAGCAAACGACAAUUCAAAUUUUGACUACAAAACCCUUGAGUGGCUCCAUUUGGGUGAUACUCUUCCCCUUAUCGACGAUGUGGCACAUGUUUGGGCGAGGAGUAUAACUGCGGUGGUUAAAGUAAGUCGCGAGUCACAGGGCAAGAGAAGAGAUGUCGGUCAGGGAGAGAGGGAACAAGGUGAAAGAGUCGAUACGUGGACUAAAGUACCCCGACAGUAUCUGCAUCCUGAGACAUUGAAUCACUACAACUUGCCUUGGAUGGAAGAUGAGCACGAUUCGGACUGUGUUCUAGUUAAGCGGUUUAUCUCACAAGCCCUCCAGGAGGAGCUAUUCGCCCAUACCCGGCGCGUUCACAGAGAACCGCUUGGUGUCCUUUGCCCAUGGCAAAAAGCGGAAAAGGUCGUGAAGUCGAAGAGGAAGCAGAAAUCCUCGAACUCUGAGGAUACGGGGAUUGGUCCUACGUCAAAUCCAGAUAUUAUCUCACAGUCUAACAUCAAUAUCCGGGGAAACGUGGAAAAUAUAGUAGAUGAACUUCUAGCUCGGUAUACAAAUGCAUGA
Molecule: messenger RNA, 1908 nt
Organism: Aspergillus melleus
Lineage: Eukaryota; Fungi; Ascomycota; Eurotiomycetes; Eurotiales; Aspergillaceae
Exons: 6
Coding region: 1-1908 (635 amino acids)
Source: RefSeq, a predicted model, not a curated record